CAAAAGAAAAUAUUUACAAAAAGAUAAAUGCAGAGAAAGAUGCGGAGAACACACCAAGCGCACAAUAACAAAAACAAUCUAACCUCUUCGAACAAGUCAUUAAUUUCCUCAAUACUUCUUGUGCUGUUGGAAACCUCCUCCCACAAUUCCUGUUUCCUCGAACAUCAACAACACCGCUACACUGAGCAACAUCAAACUCACAUUCAGGAGAUUAAAAGGACUUCAAUUUGGGACAAAAGAGUGAAAGACAAAUCUUCCAUCAUGAAAUAUAAGAAAGGAAGGAUGGUGGAGGUGUUGACCAAAGACAACUUUUGUCACCAUUCUUGGCGUUGUGCCAAGAUACUUUCCAAAAAUAGCCACAAUUAUACUGUCACUUAUGAUAUCUACCCUGGUUUUACCAACAAAGAAGACAUAGAACAAAUAUCCAUGGAAUCAAUUCGACCUUAUCCACCUUUAUUAAAAAUCCCAGAAUCUUGGGUUCCUGGUGAUGUAGUUGAAGUCUUUCACAAUCUUUCAUGGAAGAUGGCAAUUGUUUUGAAGGCUUUUAAUUGGGAUCAGUUUGUAGUCAGAUUAGUUGGAUCUUCUCAUGAACUCAAAGUAACCAAAUCAGAACUCCGUGUGCCACAAUCUUUUCAAAAUGGUGAAUGGAUUGUUAUUGACAAGUUCAAGACAUUAAUAAACUUGAAUUCUUGUAAAGAUAAGGUUUUGAAGUACAAAGAAGAUGUUAUGAGUAAUGAUAGUGUCAUGAGUUCUAGUGAUAGUUGUAGCAUUAAUAGCUAUAAUGGGUCUGAUUGUUUUGAAGAUAUUGAAUGGCGUGAUAGUGAUGCAGAGUCUGUUUGUGAAAUGGAAUAUGAUGAUGAUGAUGAUGAUGAUGAUGGGUGUGUGUCAUUGGAGGAUGAAAUCCAUAGACUUGAGUUAAAUGCAUAUCGAUGCACAAUGGAGGCAUUACAUGCAUCGGGACCUUUAACAUGGGAAAAAGAAACAAUGGGCCAAAGUACUGGCUUGAACAUCUUUUCUAGUGAAAGCAGGGAUCAUAUGACAUAUGCAGAAUUAUAUCUGAGAAUACAUAUCAUGUUUGUUACGUGGGACAAGGCAAAGACAAAACAGAUUGUACUAUGUUACUAGAUUGAUGUGAGUAUUUCAUAUUUAACCCAAAAAGGUGGGAUAGGCUUUGCCCUGGAUCUCUCGUAUUUGCAAAAGAUGUGAAUGUCUUCAACAUGCUCAUCAUCAAACAUAUCCACAAACGUAGCCAUAACAAUGAUUGGAAUUGAUGCAUUUUCGAUUUUGAACAUUAAAUGAAACCUUGCAAAUCUUUUGGUAGAUAAGGGGUUAGGGGUGGAUCAAAGGGUGUCAAAGGCAUGUAGUUCACACCUAAAAAAAAAAAAACUAUUUUGGUUUUUGUAGUGUAAAAUAAAGAGUGAAUUGCAUUGGUAAUCUUGAUUUUGUUUUUUGAAAUAAUAAUAGGGCAUACCUAGGGUAACACUUUACAUAUUUGACGAUAUAAGUUAUUGAUUGAGGUUUAAAAAACGUUUGAGAAAAAGAUGAUGUGGUCAGAAAAAAUAAAAAGGAGGUAUUUGUAAGGGCAUAUUAAUCUUUCGGUCUCUCGUGCAUGUGUCAAACGCAUGUUUAGUCCAUAUUUUCAAAAGUUAACUCGGACCGUUCCUGUGUUAGUUUUUUCAAAUCCUAGGCAACGAUUUUAAACCCUAAGCGGCGGCGGUGAUGGUGUUCGUGAAAGCUAGACCUGGCAUAUGUUCUAGGUUGAAGGUGGUCGAUCGAAAAAAGUUAUGCUUGAUUGUUGGUGGUUGAAAGCGCUACAAUAUGUGUGUAUGUGGAGGCUAUUAGUUUCCGGCAAGGUGGAGGGCAUCUUGGAUCUGAGACGAAGGAAUAUCAGAUGAUCAAAGAAGAAGGGGUAUCUGAUUGGAGAAUGGGGAGGAGGAGAUUGAGCUUUCGGUUCUGAACAAUGAAAAUGUUGGUGAAUGGUGCUCCGACGAUGGUGGUCGACAGUUCUCCUGCGAUGGUGGUGGUCGGUGGUCUCAUGGUGGAAAAGCAGUGGUGGUGUUAGUAUUUUUUUUGUAGGGUUAGGUUUUGUUGUUCAUAAUGAGAGAACCGAUGAAUAAGGGUAUGAACCAUUUUUCUAAAUAUAAUUACUAACAAUAAAUAAUUGGAAAAUAAAUUAACAAAAGCAUUAUCGUCA
This is a messenger RNA of Lactuca saligna, 2194 nucleotides long. NCBI's taxonomy places the organism in Eukaryota, Viridiplantae, Streptophyta, Magnoliopsida, Asterales, Asteraceae. The record is from the annotation of a GenBank genome assembly.